Molecule: messenger RNA, 1160 nt
Organism: Desarmillaria tabescens
Lineage: Eukaryota; Fungi; Basidiomycota; Agaricomycetes; Agaricales; Physalacriaceae
Exons: 8
Coding region: 97-1158 (353 amino acids)
Biological process (GO): transmembrane transport
Cellular component (GO): plasma membrane
Molecular function (GO): transmembrane transporter activity
Source: RefSeq, a predicted model, not a curated record
AAUAUAUCUAAGUAUCGUGACAAAUGAAUAAGCCGAAGCUUCGGGAAUCUUCUAGCAUGAGCUUGAAGUUGCAAAUCCCAACAACGACGUUCCAGGAUGUUCAGCGAUGAGAAAGAUAACAAUGUCAAGCAGGACAUCGAAUCGACGCGGGGGGAUAGCUCUCUGACAAAAUGGUCGCAAAGAUUGUUAUCAUGGGGAGUGGAAGGCAGAGGUAUUAUCCCUGUGGCACCGGAAGAUCGUACAGACACGCAAUAUUACAAGAUCUUCUUCUUAUGGCUUGCGUUCAAUGUCAACAUCUUAUCGUUCUCCGCCGGAUCGCUGGGACCCAUUGCGUUUGGACUAGGCGUCCGUGACUCAUGCUUGGUUAUCUUAUUCUUCAACUUGCUUUGUGCAUUACCGCCAGCGUAUCUCACGACAUGGGGACCUCAAGUUAGGUACUUUGGCGUCAUCAUACCUUGUAUCUUCAACAUCGUUUCGUUGGGUGUAUUUUGCAUUCUCGACUGCAUUCUUGGGGGGCAGACCUUGUCAAGUGCCGUCGAUGGGAAUUUAAGUUGGACAGUUGGUAUUGUUGUUAUUGCUAUUAUAUCACUUCUGGUAUCUUUUUGCGGAAUCAAAGUCAUCGGAUGGUAUGAGCGCAUAGCUUGGAUACCCGUCGUCAUUGUAUUCGUGGUAGCAUUAGGUGUAGGUGGGAAACACAUCACGGCUGUUCCUGCAGCCGAACCUGCCACUGCUGCCGCCGUCCUGUCAUUUGGCUCAACUAUCGCUGGCUUCGUGAUCACCUUCUCACCUUUGAGCUCUGAUUUUACAAUCUACUUCCGUCCCGAUGUUUCAAGGAUUCGAUUAUUCUUGUAUUCAUACAUAGGCUUUCUACUGCCGAUUAUCACUCUGCAAUGUCUCGGGGCAGCAGUCGCUGCGUCCGCGUCCUUAGUUCCAGCCUGGGAUGAAGGAUAUGCAGGAGGGAAUGUAGGAGGCCUCUUGGAGGCUAUGCUUCAGCCAGUUGGGAAUUUUGGCAAAUUUCUCACCGUUCUCCUCAGCCUGUCUCUGGCGGGAAACAUUGCACCCACACUCUAUUCUAUGUGCCUCAACAUACAGGUGUUCAUACCCGUUUUGUACGUGGUUCCCAGAUAUGUAUUCUCGAUACUCGCGACAGCCAUGUAAGU